Messenger RNA from Stylophora pistillata, 1894 nucleotides. RefSeq lists its product as uncharacterized. The record is from RefSeq and is a predicted model, not a curated record. Gene Ontology annotation, molecular function: RNA polymerase II cis-regulatory region sequence-specific DNA binding; DNA-binding transcription factor activity, RNA polymerase II-specific. Gene Ontology annotation, biological process: regulation of transcription by RNA polymerase II; sex differentiation. Lineage: Eukaryota; Metazoa; Cnidaria; Anthozoa; Scleractinia; Pocilloporidae. Gene Ontology annotation, cellular component: nucleus.
GUAACUAAGUAAUAUUUUAGGGACUCUUCACUUACUAGGUGUUGAGAAUUAGCACAAAGCAUUUGGAACCAACCUGUUUUCGAUACGGAGAAUGGAACAGUAUGAUUUGCUUAAGCUCUGAUUAACCUUUCAUUUCUUACCACUGGUAAUAAGUCCAGUAUCAUUGCUCAACACAGCUUUCAUUGGUAUAUCAUCUCAAAUUUUUGUUGUCCGAUUAAAGUGAAGUAGAAUGUUGUAAUAACAACAACGAAGUGACGUAAGAUAUAUGGUGAAAACGGCAACAAAAUUUUUGAACUGGAUUGACCGGAUCUCUGUCAAUUUCACGAGCCACGCACGUGACACCUUUCCCAAUGGUGAGCGAGCUUUUUCUAUUUUACUGACAUGUGCUUGUCAGUGACUUCAGAGCCGCCUAUGGAUCACAUGUCACUACCUGCCGACGAUCGAGGCAUUUAGGGCGUCGUCUCCGAAGAAAGAAACUCUUCUUGCGGACCGCUGUUUGACAAAAUACUGUCAGAACGAAAUGGGCGGGACUUUUCUUAAAAAAUGGAUACACACUAGUAAAAAACGUGAUCCUUGUUGCACGCUCUGCUUCAAUCACGGAGUCCGAUCGAAACUCAAAGGUCAUAAGCGUCUUGGCUGUCCGUUUUUGCGCUGCGACUGUAAGCAGUGUGUCAAUGGACGGAAAAAAAGAGUCACUAUGAAAAUGCAAGUUCGUCUUCGGCGAAAACAAAUGAAAGAAAUCGGAAGAAGAAAUUAUCAGUAUAUUCCACCCGCCGCCGAGCCCACUCGAGUGCAUUUCUCUCCAGCGGUCGUUCAAACUGAAUCGCCUUUCACCGAAGAACACAACACCAUCAACGAAAGUGAAAAGACAACGAAAAACGGAAAUGACGGAUUGAUUAAGAGUGUGUCCAACAUUUUGCAUUCUCAGUUCGGGGUUGCCACACAAUAUCCAUCCAACUGCAGUGCUUAUUUCCCUACACCUUGCCAGGCUCAAUGGCCCGUAAGAGAUGUUUACUUGGGUGGCCUUAAAUACAACAACUGGCGCGCACCAGAACAGAUAGCCUCUCUCUCUGUGAACGAACCUCUUACCAACCCUAACUUUACCGUUUCGGACAACAGCACUAUUUUGAGAGGCAGCAAUCUUUACCCGGGAAUGGAAAGCAACUCCUACAGAUUUGAUAUCCGUACGUCUUUGGAAGCCGCGGCCGUUUUAGCGUCAUUUGCAGGAAAUCACGUAGUGCCGAAACUUUAAAGACAUUACAAAGACUUGUUUCGUGCUGUACGUGUCCUAACUUGUUUCCCUUUUGCUGUUUGUGAUUCUUGUUGGCUUCAAAGGAACUGAUAGUUUUCCCUUAAAUUUUGUGGUUUCCAGGAAACGGGAAAUUUCGACCAUAUUGUUUUUAAUACUAUGUGCGCCGUUUCUUAUGUCAAUCCUGUUUGCCAUUUUUAUAGGAAAGCUCAGUCGUAGCGUUGAUUAUUUCUUUCAGACAAGUAUGAUUGUUUACCUUUUCUUGAAUUACCAGCGCUGUUUUAUAACAAACGCUAGUUUACUUUGUAAUUUGCUACUUGUUAAAUGCCUUUCAUUGGAAAAUUUAUUCCUAUUUUAACCGUUUCUACGGAUCUAAUUAUGCGUUAACUGAUUUUACGGAAAUUCUUUAAUGUUGUGAGCUCGGUUACUUUUCUUAUAGUUUGGCGAAAAGCGAUAAAUUUUCGUUUACAACGUUGUUCCCGAAACAAAUGAUAACCGAAUAAAAGAAUUUUCAGAAAGUUUAUAAGCAGACUAGAAAAAGUAUUUGUAACAAUCUUUGUUUGAAGAUUCCAUAGCUAGUCGGUAAUUCAGUCUGUGUUAGCAGAAGCGGUCUCUUUAUGGAGUUCGAUAAGCCGUUUUUAAAGA